AUGCAUGAGGGUUUCGGUGCUUACAAUGGAGACCUAUCAGAUGACGAAGCAUUGAUGAUAGCGCUGCGCGAGUCGAUGGUCAAUGAGCCAGUCGCGGAGUCGUCCGAUUCGAGGUCGUCCGACGUAGUGGAAAAAACUGGGUCGUGUAAAUCCGGCAAGGAGCGGACUUCGCGUCGGUCGAGGCACCAGAGGCGGGCCAGGGAGAAGAGCCGGACGGAGCGGAAGGCCGCUUCCGUAGAGCGGGUUGCUCAGGACAAAGAUCGGCCGCGGGAGAACAAGCUGCAUGAUGGGAAUCAUGACGUGCUGUUUAGCGAGAUGAGCGGAGGGGAAGUGAAUGGAAGCGGGGUGGGUGGAAGCGAAGGAAGUGAAGAGAACGCGCAUCAACAGAGUGCCGGUGAGUCGAGCGACGCUGAAGAGCCGCAGGCCGGUAGUCGGCGGCGGCGAGGUACCCCCGUUUCAAGCUCGAGUUUGGCUGCAGGACGGUCGAGUUGUGGAAUAUCCCCCGGGUCGAGGGCUCUGAUUGACUUCAGUAUCCACACUCCCGAUGCUGGGUGUGGUGCCGAGGAGAUUGACGCUGACAGCGGCGCCGAAGAGUCAGAUCUGGAUGAGUGGACCGACGAAGGAUCCGACCUUGACAUGAGCGACAACGAUGUGGAAGAGCGCGGCAGGGAUGAGCGCGGCAGGGAUGAGCGCGGCAGGAAGGAGCACGGCAGGAAGGAGCACGGCAGGAAGGAGCACGGCAGGAAGGAGCGGUCGGGGAGAGAGCGGUCGAGGAGAGAGCGGUCGAGGAUAGAAAGGGGCGGGAAGGAGGAAGAGGUUGGCGAUAGGAUGACUAGUGGUUGGGGUGCCAUUUUGGAGACGCUGGUGAGUGACUAUGUCCAGAGUUCGAAAAAGGAGAUGAUAAAGGGUGUGAGGUCCGUGUUGCAUUUCGAGACUGCCGUGCCAGAGAUGUAUCGGGCGCCUCCGAUACAUCGGGACAAUUUGAAUGGAUUACAAGCUGAAGGUUUGUUGCUGGCUAGAUAUCAAAUUUUUGCAGGAUUGCUGAGUCUGGGCAAUGAGUAUGCUGCAGAUCAAGGGCUCUAUCUCGAGCCGUUAACCGACCUGGAUGGUCAUCACGUGGCAGCGGCCAUCAACAAGCUCAAUAUGCCAAUAAAGGUGGAAGAUUCGCGCCUUAUGAUCAAAGCUUUGAAUGAGGACGAAAAAUUAAUCACAAGUCGUGCAGUCGAAGAAGGAAAGAAAUCGCUGUUUCUACAGCGUAUCAGUCAGCUGGAACUACUGGCUACGUGGCCCAGCGAUGACCUGCCUGUGCUCAGAUCUCCACCCGUAGGUCGCAGACCUGCCGCAGAAAACAACAAUGAGUCGAGUGGCAGACAAGUGGACGAACGUGGGUUCCUCAUGCCCGGGAACUGCUUCGCGCCAACCAAAAAACGGAAAAAGGCCCGCGUCGAUACCAUCUACCGCCAGCCUCUGCCUGCCUAUGACUACAAGAGAUCACCUCCGGAGUACUACACUAAAAUACCAUGGGAAUGCUGGUGUUCCAUUUUCGAUAGAAUCAAGCUCAAGGUACAACCCAACGACAAUGCGGGCGCUUUAGGCAAUGCGGGCGCUUUAGACAAUACGGGCGCUUUAGACAAUGCGGGCGCUUUAGACAAUACGGGCGCUUUAGACAAUACGGGCGCUUUAGACAAUACGGGCGCUUCAGGCAAUACGGGCGCUUCAGGCAAUACGGGCGCAUCAGGUAGUGUAAAGUAA
Molecule: messenger RNA, 1752 nt
Organism: Gregarina niphandrodes
Lineage: Eukaryota; Apicomplexa; Conoidasida; Eugregarinorida; Gregarinidae
Exons: 2
Coding region: 1-1752 (583 amino acids)
Source: RefSeq, a predicted model, not a curated record